Molecule: messenger RNA, 1839 nt
Organism: Zasmidium cellare ATCC 36951
Lineage: Eukaryota; Fungi; Ascomycota; Dothideomycetes; Mycosphaerellales; Mycosphaerellaceae
Exons: 2
Coding region: 1-1839 (612 amino acids)
Source: RefSeq, a predicted model, not a curated record
AUGGAUCCGCUGACUGCCUUCAGCCUUGCCGCUAACAUCGUGACAAUUGUCGAUGUUACUGCAAAGGUUGUGCAGACGACACGAGAAAUCUCGACCGCUGGUGGAAAGACCGAAUUUGUUGACAUUGAAUCCCAAACAAAGAUUGUUCAGAGUCUUCUCGACCGUUUAAAGCCAGCCUUGGAUGCCGGCGACGUACCCUCUGAAGACGACCAGAGCCUGAUCCAGUUGUGUGAACAGAGCAAAAAUGUCUCAGAGCAAGUUCUCCACAUUCUCGACAAGUGCAAGUUCCCCCAAGGCACCGGCAAGCUCUCUAUCGACAGCUUUUGGAGAGCAAUCCGGAGCGAGUGGAACCAAAAUGCGAUCAAAGACCUACAGGACCGGCUCGAGAGCAUAGCCGCAAAAGUGCAUAGGCUCGUGACGGUGCGAUAUGCUGUCAAUAUUCUCGAAGCACUCAAAGCCGUCGAGCAACUGUGUACUACAAUAGGAUCGAGCCACGUCGCAGAGCUGCAAAAUCUUCACCGGUCCAUACAGCAACUCUUGGAAGCACAGAAAUCACAAAAGGAAGGUGGCUAUUCUCACCCAGCAAAUGGAUCCUAUCCCGAGGAAAGGGAUUCUAUCUCUCGUGCCGGACAAUCGGACUGUGCCGAAGCAGUGGUCACCAGCAGACUACUCAUGCGCCGAGCUGCAGAGACUGGAGGUCUUGGGAAAGAUUACGCGAUUCAGGCUGGUAUCCUUGAUAUUGCUGCAUACGUUCGUGACACACUAGGGAGCCACCCGUUCUUCAAAGGCAGUGAUGAGAAGGACACGUUAGGAGCUGAUCUCAUUCAGAGUGUGGUAAACAGAUCUAACGGUGUAUUCUUGUGGGUUCGACUGGUGGUGGACGAGCUGAGCGAGGGCCUUACGAAUCAAAACACCAUCGCUAAGCUUCAGCAAAAACUGGACCAGUUGCCUCAAGAACUGGAGCUUUUCUACGACCACAUGCUCAACAGGGUCGCUAAGCCCGACCAUGGUGAUUCAGCCCAAAUGCUCAUCGUGGCGGUCGAGGCACAGGACCUGCUGGCCCCGAUGGCGUACUGGUUCAUCAGCGAGGGCCAACAACAGCUCGCAGUCGACCAGGAAGUCAAGCCAACAGGUUUUCGCCACAACAUCCAGCGUCGAAGAGCUAUCGAGGCGCGAUUGCAGAAUUUCUGUCGGGGCUUGUUGGUUGUACAGGACGUCCCCUUGGGCCCGAAGUUCGUGGCCGUGUCCUCCAGCUCGCUCUUCGGUCAAUGUGUCAUUUUCCUGCACCGCACGAUUCGUGAAUGGCUCAGCCUACGCGAGGUACAGCGACGUCUAGACGGCUGGAGACGAGACGACUUCGACAUCGACGAGAUCAUUUGCUCGGCAGUGCUUGCCCAGGUUCGGACGUCACCAACCGAAAAGGAAUACUUCGACCAAGACGGUCCGAUCGAGAACCUGUUGAAGACCUUCGUAGCUCACCAUACACGUCUCUAUCCGCGACGGACUGCUCAGGCCGAGAAGUUCUGGGAAGGAAUGACAGCCGUCCUUGCGAAGCAAAGCAUUAAUGGCCACAGCUUGCGUCUCGAUUCUCCAGUCGCUCAAGCUACUACCAAUGAGAACUCACCAGAUCCAGUUGCAGAGUCAGUCGUACUGCAUGUGAAUGCGGUCGGUGGGAGCCCUGCGACCGACGUCAAUGGCAGUGCUGACCAUAACUGGAAGCCAUCGUGUCAUGAUCAACCUGGAAUUGCAUCCGCUGAUUCGUUGACUCAGAAACGAAACUUGAUUCCGGUGAUCGGAAAAGAGAGGUUUAAGAGAUUCACCCGGUGGAAAGUCCGGUAG